CUUUUAUCAGUGUGAAUGCACGUUUUGUCCAAUGAUUCUCAUGGGAAGGACGGUGCAUUAGACUCUUAAUAUACAAGGGCAGUGAAUUUAUGGUUUAUUUUCUUGUCAGCAAUGACAACGUCUACAAUCGAUAUUUCAUUUACAGACAUCACAGGGUGUUCCAUUUGUUUCGGAAAAUUUAUAACGCCGAGGCUAAAACGGGUACGCUGAAUUCGUACUGAAAGCGAAAGUUGAAUUGUGAUAGAAAAAUGGCAACUUCACUAGACAGCUCUACAACGGAGGAUGUUACAUUUUGUUCGAUAUGUAUCGAAAAGUUCAAGUCGCCGAGGUUUUUACCGUGUACACAUUCCUUCUGUCACAAGUGUUUAUCUUCCUACAUUGAUAAUGUGUGUAAAUCUACGGAGCCUCGUUUGGGAUUUAAUUGUCCAUUAUGCCGUGAGUACAUUCCCAUUGAUAAUGCCUUGGGUGAGCCAGAGAAGUGGGCAGAACUUUUCCCUGAAAACGAAGUAUUAGGAAAACUUUUACAGGAAUCAGAACAAACACAAUGCGAGACUUGCUUACGACAGAGCGAAGUAGAGUAUGCAACCGAUUUUUGUUUCUUUUGCAUGGAAUAUUUGUGCAAAUUGUGUACAAAAUAUCAUAAAAGAAGUCUAACAACACUUGACCAUAAGACAGUACCAGUGAAUAAAAUGAAAGGAAUGAAUAUUACACCGAGAAUUGGUAGAGAAAAUAUGUGUUCAACACAUCAGGAUAGAAAACUAGAGCUAUUUUGCAACGAUCACGAAGAGCCAUGCUGUGCAAUGUGUGUCAGUACGGAACACAGAAAAUGUGAAAGUGUUGAUGCUAUAAAGAAAACUGCUGAGACUCUCAGAGAGAUUCUUAGUCAUAAUUUCGACAGCCUGUCUGAAGACAUACAUAUUCUUGAAAACAAAUUAGUAGAUGCAAAGAAGGAACAAGAAAGGUUCGUUACAGAAUGGAUGAUAAAGCAGACCAGAUUACAGAGAAUACCACGAGAGAAUUUCGGGUUGCUAUCGAUCACUUGCAGCAUCUGAAAAAUGAGUAUCUAACAAAAAUGGCUACCGCUGUAAAGAGAAAUAAAGAAAAAUACGAAAAAUGCAUAGACACGCUAUCAGAUGGAAUUCAAUGCACAGAUUACUGUUACAGAAAUAUUGAGGAUUGUAGAAAAAGUCAGGAUGACAUCGAUAUGGUUGUGAAGUACUAUAAAAGCAGAAAAAUAUUUGAACAACUCAAAAAUUACGAAUUUACACAAAUACGCAUAGGGCUUAAGGAAGGAAAGGAUCCUAUUUUGGAAGAUAUCAUGGAUCUUGAAAGUUUUCCUGGUGCAGUAUUUUCAGAGUCCCUAUUUGAUGUCAAGUCUGAUCUGAGAAGAGUUGAGUUAUCUUUAUUAAAUCAUUUUAGCAUUGAUGCAGGCUGCGUAUGUGAUGGUACGUUUUUAUCAAAUGGAGAGUUCGUUCUAUCAUGGCUGUCGACAAAAAGGCGGGGUUGUAAAAGGAGCAACAAUGGUAAAUGCUUCUUUUAUAACAAAGUGUUUGCGUGCACAAGAUCCAUUGACUUGUCUUCAGAACCUUUCGGUCUGUGUGAAAAGGCACGAGAAUUAUUAGUGGCAUGCCACGGUUCAAGAUCCAUUGAAAGGGUAUCACUUUACUCUUAUUCCAAAUCAUCAAAUAUGAUAUUCACCAGUCUUCACAAAAACUUUGGAAUAGCAAAGAAGGAUGCUUACUUUUACUAUGCAUGCAAUGACAAAAUCGUGAAGAUAAACGAGUAUGAAAGAAUAAUGAAAGAGUACAGCGCAGAGACUGGCGUGAAGCACAUCGUCGCCACGAAAAAACACAUAAUAUACAGUAACAGAAAAACACACGUCGUAACAGACGGAGGUCAAACCGUGUGGAAAUGCGACAGUCCACAUCUUAAAUUUCUGUGUGGCCUUGACACGGACUCUGAUGGUAAUAUCUAUGUCGCUGGUAAAUCCAGUGACAAUGUCCAUGUGUUGUCCAGUGAAGGCAAAUUAAUUCGACUUUUUGAGGACAUUCCGAGACCAUACUUUAUGAAAAUAAACAAAGCGAGAAAUACAUGUUGCGUGUGUAGCAAUCGAAAACACAUCAAAGUGUACGAAUUCAAAUAAUCCCAGCGCUCCUCUCUCAGUGUUGUGAUAACAGUGAAGUUUAUGCAGAACAUUAGAAUAGUAUUUUUUUCUAUAUGUUCAAAUGUUGGAUAUAAAGAACAAAUAUGAAACUUUGAUUCUCUGUAGUAUUGUAGUUGUUAAUUAAUUGUAGUUGUUAAUUAAUUGUAGUUGUUAAUUAAAAAGAAUGAACAAAUGGAGAUAACGAACAUCUGAUUUGCACUUGUAUGGCGUGCGUUUUGUUCUGAUGUGAUAUUUCAACUCUAACACGGUACGAACGGACAAGAGUCAUGGGCUUGAUGGUAUUUUUCACAGCAAGCAGUGUCACUUUUCGUCUAUAUGAUUGUUCUAUCGUAUAUUUCCGACUGAGCAAAACUAAGUAUAUACACGAGUGAUAAAACUUGCAUUCUUAGUCCGGGCAUAAACAUAAUGCAGGGACAAAUUUCGUAAAUGGCUAACUACGAAAUGUCAAUAUCUCGGCGAAAAAUAAAUACCAAGAAAUAGUGACGACUAAUUUCAUAAAAUAACACUUGAAUGUUAAUUGACACACAGUCAAGAGAUACUUUAUUCACUUUAAUUACAUAUUUUACAGGUUAGGGAAGGGCCUGAUAAUCAUUCUGAAAAGGUUAAAUCGGGAAAAAAGAUUAAUAUCAAUUUCACAUGUUUUA
This is a messenger RNA of Ostrea edulis (European flat oyster), 2808 nucleotides long. RefSeq names its product tripartite motif-containing protein 45-like. The transcript has a single exon. NCBI's taxonomy places the organism in Eukaryota, Metazoa, Mollusca, Bivalvia, Ostreida, Ostreidae. Gene Ontology annotation, molecular function: zinc ion binding. The coding region runs from base 249 to 1052 and encodes 267 amino acids. The record is from RefSeq and is a predicted model, not a curated record.